AUGUCCUCUCCAGUCCCCGUCUUCGACGCAAAAAGCGAUGCCCUUCCGCCGGUUGGGCCCCAGCGGUCUGCGCGUGCCGCUCUUCUCUCUCGGCGGCUGGCUCACCCCUCGGAGGCUCCGUCGUCGGGCGAGAGCGUCAAGGACAUCAUGCAGGCCGCCUUCGAGAAUGGGAUCAACAUGUUCGACACCGCGGAGGACUACCAGAAAGGUGCGGCUGAGCGCGAAAUGGGACACGCUAUCAAAGAACUUGGCUGGCGCCGCACGGACCUCGUCAUCUCAACCAAGAUAUUCUGGAGCCACGAGCCAGGCACGGGCCCGAACGACACGGGGCUGUCGCACAAACACGUUAUCGAGGGCACGAAGGCUUGUUUGCGACGGCUCCAGAUGGACUAUGUCGACGUCAUCUUCGGCGCAUCGUUGCGAUACCACCGUUCCGAUGGAGGAGAUCGUCCGGCAUUUAACUAUGUUAUCGACCAGGGCUGGGCUUUCUACUGGGGCACCUCCGAGUGGAGCGCGCACCAGAUCGAGGAGGCGCAUCAUGUUGCCACGCGCUUAAACCUCAUCGCGCCGAUCGCGGAGCAGUGCAAGCACAACAUGUUCCACCGCGAACGUCCGGAGAAGGAAUACGCCCCUUUGUACGCCAAGUACGGCCUGGGCACAACCGCAUUCUCUGCACUGCAGGGCGGACUGCUGACGGGGAAGGUAUAUCCUCCUCAACCCUCUAACACACGGCACGCGCUUCGCCACCGUGCCCAUGUUCCGGGGGCGACGGAGGGUCCCCAGGGCGAAGAGCUGCUUUGGAAAGUGCGUCUCCUCAGCCAAAUUGCUGCGGGUGCGUCGUUUCUCCCCGACUUGCUGAACUCUGGGCGGAACCGCGCUGGCGCGCGGCUCGAGGCGAACCUCGGCGCGCUUGAGGUCCUGCCCAAGCUGGAUGCUGCGGUGUUGGCGCGGAUCGAGGCUGUGUUGGGUAACCGCCCGCAGGAGCCGGAGACGUAUGGUCGCCCGCCGCUGGAUCAGGGCAUCCUUUGA
Molecule: messenger RNA, 1029 nt
Organism: Mycena indigotica
Lineage: Eukaryota; Fungi; Basidiomycota; Agaricomycetes; Agaricales; Mycenaceae
Product: Aldo-ket-red domain-containing protein
Exons: 12
Coding region: 1-1029 (342 amino acids)
Source: RefSeq, a predicted model, not a curated record